UUUCAUAGUGUUGUCACUGUUGAUUCUGUCUAACCUUUGGACUAAUUGGUUCAUCCCAAUAUAUUUGCACUGAUAUAUAAGACUUCCAGAACAUUGGAAAAACUCACUAUUGCUUUUACGGUGAGGUCUCGGUACCUGGAAACAGACAUGGAGUGGAAAAUACUUCCCAUGUACUUGCUGCUGCUUUCUGUUUUCUUGAUUCAGCAAGUUUCUUCUCAAGAUUUACCAAGCUGUGCAGGGAGAUGUGGGGAAGGGUAUUCUAGAGAUGCCACCUGCAACUGUGAUUAUAACUGUCAACACUACAUGGAGUGCUGCCCUGAUUUCAAGAAAGUCUGCACUGUGGAGCUUUCCUGUAAAGGCCGCUGCUUCGAGUCCUUUGCAAGAGGGAGGGAGUGCGACUGUGACUCGGAAUGUAAGAAGUAUGGCAAGUGCUGUUCCGAUUAUGAGAAUUUUUGUGGAAAAGUGCAUAAUCCCCCAUCACCAUCUUCAAAGACUGUACCUCCAGCUCCAGGAGCAUCUCAAACCAUCAAAUCAACAACCAAACGUUCACCCAAAUCACCAAACAAGAAGAAGACUAAGAAAGUUAUAGAAUCAGAGGAAAUAACAGAAGAACAUUCUGUUUCUGAAAAUCAAGAGUCUUCUUCCUCCUCUUCCUCUUCCUCUUCAACUAUUCGGAAAGUCAAGUCUUCCAAAAAUUCAGCUGCUAAUAAAGAAUUAAAGAAGAAACCCAAAGUAAAAGAUAGCAAGAAGGAAAAAACUCCUAAAAAGAAACCUAACCCUGAACCACCAGUUGUAGAUGAAGAUGGAAGUGGACUGGACAAUGGUGACGUCAAGCUCACCCCGACUCCUGACAUUCCUACCACCCAACGCAAUAAAGUUACCACGUCUCCCAAGAUUACAACAGUCAAACCGACAAAUCCAAAACCCAGUCUUCCACCUAAUUCUGAUACACCCAAAGAGACAUCUUCAACAACCAGUGAGGAGACAGCAGUUGAAACUAAAGAGACUUCUAUAACGAAUAAACAGACUUCAAAUAGAGAAAAAGAGAAGACUACUUCACCUAAAGAGAAAAAAAGUGCGGAGAAAACACCUGCUAAAGAUUUUGAACCGACAUCCAAAGCUCCUACUACAUCUACACCAAAAGCUGAAACUACAACCAAAUCUUCUGCUCCCACCACCACCAAGAAACCUGUUCCCACUACCCCCAAGAAGCCUGCACCCACCACUCCCAAGAAGCCUGCACCCACGACCAAAGAGCCUACACCCACCACCCCCAAGAAGCCUGCACCCACCACCAAAGAGCCUGCACCCACCACCCCCAAGAAGCCUGCACCCACCACCAAAGAGCCUGUACCCACCACCCCCAAGAAGCCUGCACCCACCACCAAAGAGCCUGCACCCACCACCAAAGAGCCUACACCCACCACUCCCAAGAAGCCUGCACCCACGACCAAAGAGCCUACACCCACCACCCCCAAGAAGCCUGCACCCACCACCAAAGAGCCUGCACCCACCACCCCCAAGAAGCCUGCACCCACCACCAAAGAGCCUGUACCCACCACCCCCAAGAAGCCUGCACCCACCACCCCCAAGCAGCCUGCACCCACCACCAAAGAGCCUACACCCACCACCCCCAAGAAGUCUGCUCCCACCACUCCUAAGGAGCCUGCAUCCACUACCACCAAAGAACCUCCACCCACAGCCCCCACAGAGCCUGCACUCACCACUCCAAAGGAGCCUACACCCACUGCCCCCAAGGAGGCUGCACCCACCACCCCCAACAAGCCUGCUCCUAUUACCACCAAGGAACCUGCACCCACGGCCCCCAAGGAGCCUGCACCUACCACCCCCAAGGAACCUGCACCCACAGCCCCCAAGGAGGCUGCACCCACCACCCCCAACAAGCCUGCUCCUAUUACCACCAAGGAGCCUGCACCCACGGCCCCCAAGGAGCCUGCACCUACCACUCCCAAGGAACCUGCACCCAUGGCCCCCACAGAGCCUGCACCCACCACUCCCAAGGAGCCUGUAUCCACAGCCCCCAAGGAACCUUCUCCCAGCAUUCCCAAGGAGCCUGCACCCAUGGCCCCCACAGAGCCUGCACCCACCACUCCCAAGGAGCCUGCACCCACAGCCCCCAAGGAACCUGCUCCCAGCAUUCCCAAGGAGCCUGCACCCACAACCCCCAAGGAACCUGCUCCAAGCAUUCCCAAGGAGCCUGCACCCAUGGCCCCCAACAAGCCUGCUCCCACCGCUCCCAAGGAGCCUGCACCCACCACCCCCAAGGAGCCUGCACCCACCGCCCCCAAGGAGCCUGCUCCCAGCAUUCCCAAGGAGCCUGCACCCACAGUCCCCAAAGAACCUGCUCCCAGCAUUCCCAAGGAGCCUGCACCCACAGUCCCCAAAGAACCUGCUCCCAGCAUUCCCAAGGAGCCUGCACCCACAGCCCCCAAAGAACCUGCUCCCAGCAUUCCCAAGGAGCCUGCACCCACAGUCCCCAAAGAACCUGCUCCCAGCAUUCCCAAGGAGCCUGCUCCCAGCAUUCCCAAGGAGCCUGCACCCACAGUCCCCAAAGAACCUGCUCCCAGCAUUCCCAAGGAGCCUGCACCCACAGCCCCCAAAGAACCUGCUCCCAGCAUUCCCAAGGAGCCUGCACCCACGGUCCCCAAGGAGACUGCUCCCACCACCACCAAGGAGCCCAUCCCCAAACUUCUCAAGGAGCCCACUCCAGCUUCUCUUGAGACACCUGCUCCAACCAACUCAGAGGGCUCUACUACAACCACCAUGGAGCCUCCCACUACUCCCAAAAACCCUGCUGAAUCAACUCCUGAGUUUCCCAAAGAACCCACACCAAAGGCUCUUGAAAACAGUCCCAAAGAACCUGUUAUACCUGUAACUAAGGCUCCUGGAGUGACCACACCUGAAAUCACUACAACAGCUAAAGACAAAACAACAGAAAAAGACAUACACAUGACACCUGGAAUUAUGGCCGCUGUACCUACAUCAACUCCGACAGAAGAAAAGACCACUGAUUCCAAAACAAGAAUAACCACACAAGUAACAUCAGCCACAUCAUCCAAAAAUACUCCUCAAGCCACAACUCUUGCACCCAAAGUAAUGACUACAACAAAAAAGGCAACUACAUCUGAAGAGACUAUGAAUAAACCCGAAGAAACCACAGCUGCACCAAAAGACAGAGCUAAUCCUAAAGUGUCAACUCCUAAAUCCCAAAAGCCAACCAAAGCACCAAAAAGGCCCACUUCUACCAAAAAGCCAAACACGAUACCUAAAAGGAGAAAACCAAAGACUACACCAACUCCCCCAAGGAUGACUACAUCAACAGUGCCCAAAUUACACCCCACCUCUUCCACAAAAGCCAUUCUCCAAACUACCACCAGCCCCAACCAAACACCUAACUCAGAAAUAGUUGAAGUAAAUCCAAAUAAGGAUGGAGAUGCUGCGGGAGAAAAACCUCACACGAUCCCCAGGCCCCCUGUGUUAACUCCUAUAUUUAUCCCAGGCACAGAUAUCUUAGUGAGAGGAUCCAAUCAAGACAUUGCCAUCAACUCCAUGCUUUCAGACGAGACUAAUUUAUGCAAUGGUAAGCCAGUAGAUGGGCUGACUGCUUUGCGCAAUGGAACACUAGUUGCAUUUCGAGGUCAUUAUUUCUGGAUGCUAAAUCCAUUCAGUCCACCAUCUCCAGCUCGUAAAAUUACUGAAGUUUGGGGUAUUCCCUCCCCCGUUGAUACUGUUUUUACUAGGUGCAACUGUGAAGGAAAAACUUUCUUCUUUAAGGAUUCUCAGUACUGGCGUUUCACCAAUGACAUAAAAGAUGCAGGGUAUCCCAAACAAAUUGUAAAAGGAUUUGGAGGACUAAAUGGAAAAAUAGUGGCAGCUCUCUCCAUAGCUAAAUACAAGGAAAGACCUGAAUCUGUGUAUUUUUUCAAGAGAGGUGGUGGCAUUCAGCAGUAUAUUUAUAAACAGGAACCCGUCAGAAAGUGCACUGGUAGAAGGCCUGCUAUCAAUUAUUCAGUGUAUGGAGAAACAACACAGGUUAGGAGACGUCGCUUUGAACGCGCCAUAGGACCUUCUCAAACACACACCAUCAGAAUUCGCUAUUCACCCAUCAGAGUCUCUUAUCAAGACAAAGGUUUCCUCCAUAAUGAAGUUAAAAUGAGUUUAUACUGGAGAGGAUUUCCAAAUGUGGUUACUUCAGCUAUAGCACUGCCCAACACCAGAAAACCUGAUGGCUAUGAUUAUUAUGCCUUUUCUAAAGAUCAAUACUAUAACAUCGAUGAACCAAGUAGAACAGCAAGAGUCAUUACUACUCGUUCUGGGCGGACCUUGUCCAAUGUCUGGUACAACUGUCCUUAGACCCACGGGCAAAGGAAGAAUCAACUAAUUAAAAUGAAGAAAAAAAUGAAAAAUUUUGACACUGAAACACAUUUUAUUAAUAAAGAAUGUUGAGAGAAGCAUA
Molecule: messenger RNA, 4477 nt
Organism: Neofelis nebulosa (Clouded leopard)
Lineage: Eukaryota; Metazoa; Chordata; Mammalia; Carnivora; Felidae
Gene: PRG4
Product: proteoglycan 4
Exons: 17
Coding region: 148-4374 (1408 amino acids)
Biological process (GO): immune response
Molecular function (GO): polysaccharide binding; scavenger receptor activity
Source: RefSeq, a predicted model, not a curated record